UUUAGGUUUCAAUUUCGGUUUGACUCAGAAAAAAAAUGGAGUCUGAUAUUUGAGUCUAAAGUUAGCUUGAUACACAAAAGGCUUCGAUAAGCAUUAGCGUGCUUUAACUUAAUACGCUUUAAUACGCAUUGAAUCGCUUCCAACUGUUCCCUGCGCGUCGCUUUGUUUUCAGCUCGUCAGUUAUUUUACUGUCGGUGUCGUUAAAAACUGUCUGCCAUGUUGGGAGAAGCAGAGCCGCAAUGGUUGUCCGAGGAGGUGAAAACAGGAACAACUAUAAUCGCCAUAGAGUUUAAUGGAGGCGUCGUGUUGGGCUCUGAUUCCAGAGUGUCUGCAGGGGAGUCCGUGGUGAACAGGGUGAUGAAUAAAUUGUCUCCACUCCAUGAUAAGAUCUACUGCGCCCUGUCAGGAUCCGCUGCAGACGCUCAGACCAUCGCUGAGAUGGUGAACUACCAGCUGGAUGUCCACAGCAUGGAAAUCGGUGAGGACCCACAGGUUCGCUCAGCUGCCACUCUAGUGAAGAACAUUUCAUACAAAUACAAGGAGGAGCUGUCAGCUCAUCUUAUUGUCGCUGGAUGGGACAGAAAAGAUGGAGGACAGGUUUUUGCCACCCUGAAAGGUCUCCUGACCAAACAGCCUUUCGCUGUUGGCGGCUCAGGAAGCUCCUACGUUUAUGGAUUUGUUGAUGCUGAGUAUCGAAAAGGAAUGAAUAAGAAGGAGUGUCAGCAGUUUGUGGUUAACACUCUCUCUUUGGCCAUGAACCGCGACGGCUCCAGCGGUGGCGUGGCCUACUUGGUCACCAUUGACGAACACGGCACAGAGGAGAAAGUCAUUCUGGGAAAUGAUUUACCAACCUUUUUUGAUCAGUGAUCUUUCUUUCAUCGUCAGUUUUUUUUUUUAAUGAUACAUGUGUCCGUUCACUGGACUGUAAACCUGGAACCAGUGUACAUUUAUCAAAAUCAAAUAAAUUGCAGUUCUCUCUAAGUUUCAAA
Messenger RNA from Xiphophorus hellerii (green swordtail), 989 nucleotides. It is a transcript of the gene psmb9a, whose product is annotated as proteasome 20S subunit beta 9a. The record is from RefSeq and is a predicted model, not a curated record. Lineage: Eukaryota; Metazoa; Chordata; Actinopteri; Cyprinodontiformes; Poeciliidae. Bases 217 to 867 code for a protein of 216 amino acids. The transcript is spliced from 6 exons. Gene Ontology annotation, molecular function: threonine-type endopeptidase activity. Gene Ontology annotation, cellular component: cytoplasm; proteasome core complex.